GAAAUUUGUAAGCGAAAUAAAGCUUGGCUUGUGAAGGCACGAGUCUAUGCUACCUAUGCAUUCAAACAUGUCGAUACUUCUAGAAACCUUGUCCCUUUCCGAAUAGUAGAACAAGAACCAAAUUACGAUUUCGUCCUCAGACGUAUUGUCCCAUAUACACAAACGAUCACCCAGCACGAACAAAUCCCCGAGAAAUCUACUUCUACUCGCUUUGGUGCUGGUGUCGCGCGUGCAUUCGUGGAAGACUCUAACGGCGUUACAUCGACCGGUUUUCGUGCUCACUCCGAAUCCGUAGGUGACGUUCGUAGGAUAAGAAUAGAAGAAGUUUUCUUGGUUUUGAAGCUCGAGAUAUUCGCGCGUGAUCGGGUUGCAUAUGUGGAGCGUAUUAGGUUUGGUGUUCAAAUCGCGCAAAAAGAGGAGCCCAUUAGCCGAGCCUUGUAUACAUGUCUAGUGACUAAUGAACGAGUCGUGGUCGAACUCGGGAGGGAUUUAGAUAAAUGGGAAUCGGCAAAAUCGCGAGUCUCGAGUAGUUCGAGCCAUGGCUUGCAGACGAGUUUGGAGGAUAUGAUGGUUUUAAUAGGGAGUCUUGAGAAGAUGUUGAUGAUGAUUUCUGGUGGAAGGGAGUCUUGA
Molecule: messenger RNA, 630 nt
Organism: Striga asiatica
Lineage: Eukaryota; Viridiplantae; Streptophyta; Magnoliopsida; Lamiales; Orobanchaceae
Source: the annotation of a GenBank genome assembly